UGCUAAGAGUUCCUCCUCGGCGCUGUGUUUGAGUACUUGGGAUAAGUUAGCUUUCUGCUAACGCAAUGGACAAUGUCUCCAGUUUUUGCCCGUCAGUCUCUUCCGAAGAAAAUGGACCAGACACCAGUGACAACUCAUCGACGGAAGCCGGAUUAAUCGACGGUUUUGGCGACCUGGCUGCCCUCCCGGUCGAGGUUGGCGAGAGAAGACCGACGUGUUUACGGUGCCGUCGCCCUCAGAAGGUGUGUCUCUGUCCCUUUCUCCCACCACAACCCCUGGAGGUCUCCACAUGUCUGUAUGUAGUGCAGCAUCCUGCAGAGGAGAGCAGAGUGCUUCGUACAGUGCCUCUACUUGCUGCAUGUUUGCCACAAGGAAAAUGCAACGUCAUAGUGGGAAGGAGAUUCAAUGAGGAAAAGCACCCAGAGCUGGCUGCUGUGUGUCGGGACAGCAGGACACUGAUCCUCUACCCAGGUCCCAAAUCCCAGAACCUGGAGGAGUUGGUGCAAUACCAGGAAGUGGGCACAGUGAAACACAAUGUGAUCAUCAUAGACGGCACCUGGAGCCAGGCGAAAAACAUGUUCCUCAAAAACAGCCUGUUCCACCUGCCCAAACAGGUGCAGCUCAAUAGGACUCUGUCCAGUCAGUAUGUGAUCCGCACACAACCCUCCAACAUCUGUUUGUCCACGCUGGAAUGUGCUGCUGUUGCCCUGUCCAUCCUGGAGAGGAAUGAUGACAUCCAAGAGGUUCUGCUGAGGCCCCUGAAAGCCCUGUGCUCCUUCCAGCUGCAGCAUGGUGCUCAGAUUCAUCACAGCAAGGAGCAUCUACUGAAGAAUGGCAUGUAUGACAAACCUAUGCCCAAGAACAAACGCAAGAUAAAGAGGAUGGAGAAACUUGUCACAGACCACAACAUCUGCCCAAGAUGAGGGAGCGACUGAGCAGAGAAGCUCGACUUGUCUCUGUUUACACUGCUGUCUCAUACGCUGCACAGGACUGUAUCAUCCGGGCAGCAUGUAGCAGCAUCAGGGUACAGACACACAAACCACUGGACUUUUUUGGGAUUUUGUUUUUUAGAUAAUUUAGGGUAAAUGUAAUUUAUGUAUUUGUCAUUAAUUUAAAAUAAAUUAAUGACAAAUCAGAGUUGUAGUUUAAAUGUCCCGGUGCGACAAUAAAUUCAGGUUCCGUUGUUUUAAAGACAAUUGACAUUUUUCUUCUCUGUGUUUUAUAAACACUCUGUUGGUUCUAUUCUGAUUGAUUUUACACAUGUGGAAGGGCUAAUGUUUUUAGCAAAAUCUUCAUUCAGAUAUGUUACAAAAUAAAAAUACCUCUAAAACGUGAUAUUCCAUGAAACUACCAGACACACAAAAAAGCAUGAAAAAGGAUACACUUGAAAAUUGUAUUGUUCUGUGUGUGAGGUAAGCAUUGUUGACAACAUGAGCACUUUCCAAUUCACAGUAAGGUAAAAUUUAGCUGUAAUUUUUUGAUACUUGUCUGUAUUUGAGUUAGAGGCUUAUAGGUUUUUUUUAUUAUCAGAAGAAAUUUGAGUUAUCCGACUGCUUGAGGCCCUCUAUAAUAAGAUUAUACAACAAAAUAUACAUGGAUAAUAAAUCUUUUUUCUGAUCUCAUUUCAGGUCUCUUGUAAGAGUACAAUUUGCAUUUUGCAAAUGCUCAGUCCUGAAUCAAACAAGUUAUAUCUAUAAAAAUGUGCAAUAAUGUUAUAACUGAAACUUGUGAAUUGAAAACCAUGCAGGUAAAGUGUUUUUUAUUUGCAGACAUGAUGGAUGAAUCAAGCAGUUUAGUGCCACUUUUCAACUUGCUCAUGUCUUUUACAGACUGAAUCAAUAAAAUGUACACAAGUUACCUCUUAUAAAGAAUAAUUAAAAGCUGUUUCAGCUUCUCAGCUGUCAAGUUGCUCGAAUGGAAUACUGGAACUCUGACGAUACAAAUGGGCCCAUAUUGAGUAGCAAAGAUACAUUUCAAACACGAGAUAGUCACAUGAGAUGGUUCUUUGAAGUAAUGCUUUUUAAAAUUGUUUUUCAGUGCAUAAAAAACAACAUACAUACUACAAGGCAACAGUGAAUCCUCAAAAGGAGUCAAAUUUGCACUGUUUGUGCAUAUAAUAAAUACAUAACACUUAGAUGUACGGUACAGGCAGUGCUGGACCUAGCACCUUUGGGGGCCAAGGCAAGUUUCCUCUGGUGUCCCCCCUCCCUCCCUAUAUAUAGUAAGAGAGAGAGAGGGAGAGAGAGAGAAUAGUAGGCCUAUGUGUCUUCUCUUCCCCAUAUGUUGAUGUUUUUUUUUUUAUUUGGUCAAAAAAAAAUUUUUGUGGCACCAUAGGUAGUACCCUAUAUCACCUGUAUUAAGAUCCACUACUGAAUACAGGUAUGAGCUACCUAUUACAGUAAAAGUGCUUGUGUAUGCAGGUCUUGUAUGGUUAUCUGACAGCUGAUGAAAUGCAUCAUAUGGGUAAAAGAAUUUCAGUUCCUGGGCCUAAUUGAUUCGUAUAAGAUAUUUAUUAAAUUUGGAUUUCAUCAUUCACAAUUUAUGUAUCAGAGCUGUGUGUGUAACUCGCGUGAUAAAGAGGACACGGAUAUUUUGUAAUUUCUUUAGCUGAAACAGAAUCAGUAGAAAACUGCACUUUAAAAUGUAACUAUCACUCUUUUUUUCAUGGUGGCUUUUGUGUUCAGUUAAAUGUUCAG
Molecule: messenger RNA, 2696 nt
Organism: Epinephelus fuscoguttatus (brown-marbled grouper)
Lineage: Eukaryota; Metazoa; Chordata; Actinopteri; Perciformes; Serranidae
Gene: dtwd2
Product: DTW domain containing 2
Exons: 6
Coding region: 66-923 (285 amino acids)
Source: RefSeq, a predicted model, not a curated record